Molecule: messenger RNA, 2100 nt
Organism: Carassius auratus (goldfish)
Lineage: Eukaryota; Metazoa; Chordata; Actinopteri; Cypriniformes; Cyprinidae
Product: polyubiquitin-like
Exons: 2
Coding region: 651-1124 (157 amino acids)
Molecular function (GO): protein binding
Source: RefSeq, a predicted model, not a curated record
ACUUUAGUAACCUUUAGUAGUUUUUAGUACUCCAGAUACAUAAAAUAUGUAUCUGGAGUAAUAAGGUUUUUCGUUUUUAACUGUUGCAAAUCUGCAACACCUGCCUUGAGAGGGUUAAAUAAAGCAAACACAAAUAAAAACACAGUUAAAUAAACAAAUCUAAGAAAUAGACAACAAGAAGGACAUGUUACAGAACGUCAAAUAAUCAGAAUUUCAUUCACAAAACAAAUGUGAAUGAACAGAAUAAUCCAAACAUUUUUUGUUCUGACACACUUUUUUUUAUUUGUCUAAUAUACAUAAAAACAAUCAGAAUUCUGUAUAUAUAGGCUAUGCACAUAAUAAUUCAGAUUGUCUUCUAUAUCUAUAGAUAGAUAGAUAGAUAAUGAUGAAUGUUUCUGGGUUUGGUUCUGAUGUAACUGAAUAAGCAUGCAUUGUUGCUAAACAAUAAACUGCUGAACAAUGACAGGCCUUCACCCGUGCUCAGGUGGAAUGGAAACAGAAAGUGACGUUGUGAAGUUUUCAGAAACGAAACAUCAUUGUUUAUGGGCGGGACUUCAGUUGAGGCUUUAAAUGUUCACCUCCAUCCAGAGACUCAUUAUUUAACGCUGGAGUGAUUUACCUGACUUCAAAUAGAUUAUUCAGCAGAAGAUAUGAACAGCUCGGUAAUGGAACUGAAAAUCAAAGUGAUGGGAGGAGAUGAGAGGAGUCUGGAAGUGAGAAGUGAUGCCACGGUUGGAGACCUCAAGCAGCUCAUUUCUGAGCUCUUCAGAGAGCCUCCUUCCAAACUGAGGCUUUCUGACGAGAACCGUUCCAUUUUCAACCUUGAUUCCAGGAAACUCAGCGAAUACGGUUUGCGUUCAGGCUCAGUUAUGAUCCUGGUCAUCAACAGACCUUUCCAGGUGUUUGUUCAAAAUGAAAAAGGCAUUAUAGGAACGUAUGAUGUUGCUGUCAAUGAGACCGUAGUUCAGCUCCAGACUAAGGUCUACAACAAAGAGGGAGUCCCAAAGGAUCAGCAGAUACUGAUUUACCAAGGCAAACAGCUGGAGGCUGACAAGAAGUUGCAAGACUACAACAUCAAGUCAGGAGACACCAUUUACAUGACUCUCCGGCUCCGAGGAGGUUAAUAGAGAUCAGCGCGACCAGGAUUAAGAAAUGAUCCAAUUCAUUAAUAAAUAUAUAAAUAUUCCAAAAUAGAAAUGUCAUGUAUUUAUGCCUGUUUAUCACCUAUUCUAUUUAAUAUCUAGUGUCAGAAUAUUAAUUUUAUUUCAAUUUGAUUUAAUGUAGUUAUGUAAUUUAUUAAGCUGAUACAAUCUGGAAUAAGUGUAACUUUACUCAUAGAGUUCCAGUUUAAGAUUUCUACAUAUGUGCUGCUGGCCAACAUUUGUUGUUAAAUAAAAUGUAAAUUCUUAAACUAGUCCUGUGUAUUUUGUUUGUUUUAUUGGCUUGUUAUGCCACUGCCUCACACCAUAACUCAAAACAGAAAAUAAGUUAUGUUAAAAAAAAAAUCACAUUUUGGUGAGUUGUUAUGUGACUUUCUUUUAAUAUUAUUUUAAGUAACUGCUAAUAUUGUCUGUCACGACCAUGAACUGUCAACUCAUUUACACAAAUUGUAAAUAAAUAUUUGGAACACCGUUAUUUGACUGUGGGGGAUAAUUCAGUCUCAGUUUGAAGUCAGACGUCUCGGUUCAUUUAUUGAUUGAUGUGAAUGCUAAAUUUGUCAAUAUUUAUAUUAAAUAUUUGACAGAUUAUUGUUGUUUUAACUGACCCAGCAAACACACAUUUUGUGACAAAACUGACAAAGAAGCAGCUUGCACCCAAACAUAUAUUAAUUGCCUUUCAUGUUCAUAAUAAAUACUUUUUGAAUUUCAUAAUUUAAACUUAUUUCAAUUUUGUAGCCAUAUAAGCUGCUUUAACUUCAAAAGUGUCUUCAGAAUAUUUAGUGAAGGAUAAGCUCAUCCUGGACAGUAAACACAAACACUGUUCAUACUAUAAUUAGUCCAGAAACGAGAUUGCCACGUCUCAGGUGGAACUGAUUAGACUUUAUCAUAUAAUGGAUGGACAGCAGGCAUAACUGACACCAGAACAGAAAACAAAACUGUG